UGGCAUUAACCUCGGACGGGUUCAUAUAUGACAUAUCUGGCUGAGCAUCUGUAGCACAGCCGGCAGCCCCUUCGACAUCGACAUGGCGCCGCCGCUACACUUCGUGCUGGUGCCGCUCCUUGCUCAGGGCCACGUGAUCCCCACCGUGGACCUGGCGCGUCUCAUCGCCGGCCGCGGCGGCACGCGCGUCACCGUUGUCCUGACGCCCGUCAACGCCGCGCGCAACAGAGCCGCCCUGGAGCACGCCGUUCGUGCGGGGCUCGCCGUCGACUUCGCCGAGCUCGACUUCCCGUCUGCCGCGGCGGGCCUACCAGAGGGCUGCGAGAGCCACGACAUGGUCACUGACCUGUCACAUAUCAAGCUUUUCUACGACGCCAUGUGGCUGCUCGCGGGCCCGCUCGAGGCGUACCUCCGCGCGCUGCCGCGGCGUCCUGACUGCCUGGUCGCUGACACGUGCAACCCGUGGACGGCGGACGUCGCUCGACGUCUCGGCAUCCGACGGUUCGUGUUCCACGGUCCGUCCGCGUUCUUCCUCCUCGCGGCGCAUAGCCUGGCCAAGCACGGUGUCCGCGACCGUGUCUCCGGCGAGUUCGAGCCGUUCGAAGUGCCGAACUUCCCGGUGCGCACGGUCGUGAACAAGGCGAUGUCGCUCGGAUUCUUCCAGUGGCCAGGGCUGGAGACGCAACGGCGUGAGACGCUCGAUGCCGAGGCCACCGCCGACGGCUUCGUUGUCAACACGUGCGCCGCCUUCGAGAGCGCGUUCAUCGAGGGCUACGCGGGGGCGCUCGACCGAAAGGUGUGGGCAGUCGGACCGCUCUCCCUCCUAGAGUCCGACAUCGAGACGACGGCCGGGAGAGGCGAUCGCGCGGCCAUGGACGCGGGCCGGAUCAUCUCCUGGCUUGACGCGAGGACUCCCCGAUCUGUGCUCUACGUCAGCUUCGGCAGCAUCGCCCGCUUGUUACCACCGCAGGUUAUCGAGCUCGCCGCCGGGCUGGAGGCGUCGGAGAGGCCGUUCAUCUGGGUGGCCAAGGAGGGCGACGACCUGGACGCCGGAUUCGACACGCGGGUGGAGGGCCGCGGCCUGGUCAUCCGUGGGUGGGCACCGCAGAUGACCAUCCUGUCGCACCCGGCGGUGGGUGGCUUCUUGACGCACUGUGGCUGGAACUCCACGCUGGAGUCUCUCUCCAAUGGCGUGCCGCUUCUGACCUGGCCUCAGUUUGCUGACCAGUUUAUGAACGAGAAGUUGGUCGUCGACGUGCUUGGCGCUGGUGUCCGUGUCGGUGUGAAGGUGCCAUCGACCCACGUAUUCCUGGACCCCAACACACCGUCAGUGCAGGUUUGGGCAGACGAUGUUGUAAGGACGGUGGCCAAGCUGAUGGACGACGGGGCAGCAAUGCGGGCAAAGGCAGAGGAGCUCGCGGCGAAGGCGAGGGAGGCGAUGGCAAAAGGCGGGUCCUCACACAAUAAUCUGGCGGGCAUGAUUCAGCAUCUCACAGAACUUGCGAGUAAUGAGAAGGAUGUUGUUUCUCAUAUGCCUGCUGUCAGGGGUAUCGACGACAAAACGAAGAUGGAUGCAGGGCAGGUCUCCAGCAGCGGCGUCUAAUAAAGUUCGGUUUUGCUAUUUUCCGAGUGCCUGAAAUUUUGUUUUGUUUCAAUAGAAUCUGAGAUCGUUCGUUAAAGCAACUCCAGCCGCG
Messenger RNA from Hordeum vulgare subsp. vulgare (domesticated barley), 1694 nucleotides. RefSeq names its product UDP-glycosyltransferase 73E1-like. Bases 83 to 1603 code for a protein of 506 amino acids. The record is from RefSeq and is a predicted model, not a curated record. Gene Ontology annotation, molecular function: UDP-glycosyltransferase activity. The transcript has a single exon. Lineage: Eukaryota; Viridiplantae; Streptophyta; Magnoliopsida; Poales; Poaceae.